Molecule: messenger RNA, 278 nt
Organism: Sphaeroforma arctica JP610
Lineage: Eukaryota; Ichthyosporea; Ichthyophonida
Exons: 2
Source: RefSeq, a predicted model, not a curated record
AUGAAAACGGAUGUAAUGUUACAGAAACAGAACGAGGAAACCCUACGCAUACAGCGCAUCAGAGAGCGUAAGCUGCACGAGAAGGAGAUGAAGCAUAGACGUGGUGAGUUGGAGAGUAUCAUCACACAGCUCAAUGCCGAGUGUGGGGCGCGAUUCUCGAAUCCGGAUAAGAACCUGCACUUCUUGGGCAUAGUCAAGGUCUUUUACACACGCGGUGGUAUGGACGAAUCCAAGAGCAUUAUCGUCACUAAUCAAAUGACCUGCCUGCAGGUGUGGCA